CUCACGCUGUAACAUUAAGUAAUUCCUAUAAUAUGUUGUUGGAAUAUGACAUAAUUUCGUUGAACAGCUUCAAUCCAGGACCGAAUGUAAAACGAUUGUUCGCUGUUAUCUGCGACGCAACGCGUUUACGCCUUUUGCGCCUAGUGACCAAAAAAGAAAAAAAUGGUGGACCACGGAUUUCCUGGACAACAUACUACCACAACUACAGUAACUACAAGUACCACUACUACACAACCAAUUAUCCGAUUUGAUCCGUCUUACACGAGAACAUUACCUGGAAUUCUUAAAGUCGCUCAAGUGAUUUUGAGUCUUCUAGGAUUCAUAUGCAUCACAGUGUCCAGCCAAAGCAGUUCCAGUCGUGGAGGAUGGUUCAAUACCGUGGCGAUGGGUGGUUUCUGGUUCACAGGGAUAUUGCUCGUUUUUUACUUGUUUCAUAUCGUUGAAAAAUUCUCGAAAAUUCCUUGGAUAAAAAUUGAGUUCAUAUUUUGCUCAAUUUGGACUGCUUUCUAUUUGUUAGCUGCUGCUCUGGCAGCAGAUUAUGCUAAAUACGUAGAAGCUUUUGGAGUUGCAGCAUUCUUUGGAUUCUGUGCCAUGGUAGCUUACGGCUACGACGCUUGGUUGAAAUUUCAAGCAGCAAGGAGCGGUGCUUUAGCACAGGGUCAGUACACUCCCAAACAAGUAUCAACGGUUACGAGUCCAGCGUAUUAAUUCUAAACAGAUAAUUGUUCGAUAAACACCGUACGAAUGGACCAUUUUGAAGACAUAUCUCGUUGCUUUUAUAAGAAGGAUUUCUUUUCUAUCUUUCUUGUUAUACUAUUUUCAAGGUAAAAUGCUAACAAUAAGGCACAAACUAAUCUCAUUAAUUAACAUUGCUAUUUUUUUUUUUUUUUGCUAAAGUAUGCACGUAUUCACGUACAUACGUUUAAUCGAUGUCACUGAAUCACUGAUAUUUAAUGAUCUUAUAUACAUAUAUAUAUAUAUAUAUAUACAUAUCUGUAUUAUAAGUAAGAUGAUAUACAAAUACGCAUAUUUUUUAAUCUCUUUUUCUUUAUACAUAUUGUUAGCUGGUUAAUCAUUGUGUAUUAUGUCGUAAGGUUUUAAUAUCUGUUGAUAUUGAAAUGAUAUUUUUGAACAGAUAAUAUAUACAGAUACAUAUGUAUAUCUAUUGGUAUACAUUUAUAAGCAAUAUAUAUGUUCGAUCAGUAUUGUGUUCAUACUAUAUGAAUCGUUGAUAUAUACGAAUAUUUGUACUUGUUUUGUAUUUAAUUUUCGAACGAUGACGAUUUUGUCGUUUCGCGUUGCAUUCCAGAUUCUAGUAACGAAUGGAUCAAAUGGUUAUCUUUAUUUAUUUGUAAUUGUACGUGCCGCAAGAGAAAAGAAGGUGUACGAUAAACCGGAUGUGUGUUAGAUUCGUUUUCAAGAUAUACAAGUAAUGUUAGUUAGACGUAAGAAUCGCGUUUGUUAUAAUUUAAUGAUUUUCAUGAUAUUACGCAACGUAUCACGUGUAUUUUGUGAUCUUUAUUCGAUCGACUCGAUACAGGUACCUACAUUUAUAUGUACAUGAUAUUAGAUACAUACUAAAUAAUUCUAUUUAACAAAUUUCGAACAACACGAAGAAAACGCAACGACGAUAGUUACGAUGAAACUUGUACUACUAAAACGUUACUUAAACGAAAUAAAUUAUUGAAUGUUCUUUCCCUGCAAA
This is a messenger RNA of Osmia lignaria (orchard mason bee), 1705 nucleotides long. RefSeq names its product CKLF-like MARVEL transmembrane domain-containing protein 4. NCBI's taxonomy places the organism in Eukaryota, Metazoa, Arthropoda, Insecta, Hymenoptera, Megachilidae. Gene Ontology annotation, cellular component: membrane. The record is from RefSeq and is a predicted model, not a curated record.